Molecule: messenger RNA, 2865 nt
Organism: Zophobas morio
Lineage: Eukaryota; Metazoa; Arthropoda; Insecta; Coleoptera; Tenebrionidae
Product: gamma-tubulin complex component 5-like
Exons: 9
Coding region: 103-2850 (915 amino acids)
Biological process (GO): spindle assembly; microtubule nucleation; mitotic cell cycle
Cellular component (GO): equatorial microtubule organizing center; spindle pole; centrosome
Molecular function (GO): microtubule minus-end binding; gamma-tubulin binding
Source: RefSeq, a predicted model, not a curated record
CAUGCGCACCAAUUGACAGUUCAUCCCACCCGACUCAGUCGAUAACCCAAUUAUUCAAAAAUUCAAACACCCAAAUCAAAAAACCAUCCAAAAUCGUCGAAAAUGGCAAACCCCAUCAGCGACGAAAUCCACACAAGCGUGAGAGACCUAAUCCACCACAUAACCACCUACGAGCCAGACACCGAGCGCUUCGCCACUCUCGAAAAAACUACUCUCUCGACUAUAAAAAAGUCCGACACGAUGUACUUUCUCAACACCAAAGAUAUCAAAAAGGCUGUGUGGAGCAUGGGUGAGAAAUUCAUGUUUCACGGGUUUUUCAAGCACGCCGAGUAUUUGAAGCAAACGCACGAUAAAUACAUCGAUAGGAACCUGUCGGAGUCGGACUUGACCCCCCGGUUGAACGUGGUUAAGUUUUUGUUGUGUUUGUCCACGAACCCGACGACGUGUUUUUGGAAGGACCCUGACAAGUUCGCGUUUAUUGAUGAGAGGGAGGAGCCCGAGGAGGUGGUGGACUGGGGGGCUUACUUGAGCGAGGGGAUCGGGCGCUGGUCGCCCGUGCGGGACGACAGCUUCCAGGAGCAGUCAGAGUCGGACGAGGAAAGUCAUUUUGGGAAGGUCAGCGUCGGUGAUAAGGGGGCUGCCGCAAGGCCGGUGAUCACGGAAGCGCGGGACGUGCAAGAGUACGAUUUUCGGGCCGCGCGGACUGAGCUAGUCGAGUCUGUGCAAAAUGGGUGGUAUAAUGGUGAGGUGAUUUGCAUGAAGCCCCCCAGUGACUGGUUUGACGCAAGCGUGGGGAUUUUAUGGGAGCAACACUUGCACAAACAAGUCAACAAUUUAAUAGAAAUCGAGCCCGUGACGGUGAUUUCUGAAUAUAAAGUGAUUCGGGAGGUGCUGUGGCAGAUGUGGGGGCCCCACAGCUCAACUGUCUUUGAAUUAUCCAAUAAGCUAGUACCAAGGGCGAACGUCACGAUUUCCAGCGUCUGUUCAAUGACCUUUGAAGGUUUCUUAAGGGUGUUCAUGCCCUACAUUGAAAUGUUGGACGAUUUCCGGCAGUUCAAUCAACAACUAAACGACAAAGUGUGUGAAACCUACAAAAGCUAUGGUCACUCAGUUCAAAAAAUUAUGUCUUCAGUGUUCAAGGGGUUGAUUGAGAUUGAAAAUGAAGUAAGGGAGCAAGAAAAUACCAUGACGCUGCUAAACUUGGCUGACAAGUUUGAAAAAAUAUUCCAACCGGUACUAGUUUUAAAAAAUAUCCACCAGGAGGUAGUUUUGGACGACUUUCAAGGUCGCUCGAGGUUGGAGUGUGCUUUAACUUUACUAACCCGUCUCAGGACAAGUUUGCAGUUCUCUGUAAAAAAACUGGAGCAGGAUAUUAAAUUGACCUUGUAUUUGGAGUCACUUUUUUACUAUUUUACAAUGAUCAACGCGUGGCUUGUCAAAAACGACUUAUUUGACCACACUGAGGAAUUUAUUAUACUUAAUAACAAUGCUAAAAUUUCGGCAAUUUGUGACGACUGUCGGAUGAAUUUCGCCCUCCAGGACCGCGUUUCGGAUUUUUCGAAAGACGGCAUAGUCGGAAUAAUUUCGGACCAAGUGCUCCAAAUCGGUCGCAAUAUCCACCUGCUGCGCCUCCUGGGGAAGUUCGACGUCUUCUCCAAGGGCGAGGAGACCAUCCACCAGGAGUUCGUGCGGCGCGUGCUCCAGGAACUCUCCGCCUACUACGGUUACGCGACUUCCGAGACCGAAAAUCCGACGGUUGGAAAAAUUUCGUCCACUUUUGAUUUAAACGAAAUGGGGGAUUGGACGAACUUCGUCGAUUUGUCGGACGGUUUUUUGGCCAUCGCGUUCGACGGAUUUUACUCAAUUGAAGAAAAAAAAGUCGAGGCGACUUUGUUCGAAAAGAUUCGCGACGUUACCACGAACUUGUUCCCGCUGCAGAACCUCCCGGAGAGGAUUUUGUCCCAGAUCCUGAAGGAACGCUUCACGAUUUCGGGCCUCAUGGUCAAGACGCUCCUCAUCGAAAAUUACAGCCUGGACAAACAGUUUGAUUUUUUGAACCACAUUUUCUUGUUUUCGGACGACUUGAUUUUUCCGUUUUACCGGCGUCUGUUUGAAAAGAUGAACACCACGAAUGCCAACUGGGGUAACAGCGUCUGGCUCACGUCGCACCUGCAGGACGUCAUCAUGGACUUGUACCCGACUUUUUCCGACGACUGUAGCGUCCAGGUUAAGGACUUCUGGAAGCAGUGUCGCGACUCGCUGGAGGCCUGCACGCUGUUGAACGUCCAGUACGACAUCAAGUGGCCUCUGAGUAUUAUUAUUACGACGGAGCACAUCGCCAUGUACAAGGAGGUUUUUCAUUUUUUGUUGAAGCUCAAGUGGGCGCUGUACACCGUAAAUCACUUAUUUUUUACCGACCUCGAGCCGAAGAAAAAGAGCGCCAAGCCCCGGGCCCCGAAACCGACAACAACAAAAAGACUGAAAUACCUCCGCUUCAACCUGAUCAAUAUCCUAAACACCGUCCAGCACUACUUCUUCGGCUUCGUUUUCGCGAAAUACCGGAUCCAGUUCGAGCUCGAUUUCGAGAAGUCCAACGAUUUGAAAUCCUUGAUAGCGUCCCACGAGGACUUCAUCAAGUCCAUCCAUGGGUCGAUGGUGGAAAUCCGGGAUAAAAAGCGCAACCAGCACGGGUUUAACACGCUGAUGAAGUGCGUGAAGAUUUUGAAGGUUAUGUGGAACGAGCUGGAGUACGCCACGGGCGAAAAUCUGGAUAAUUGUCAUAAGGUGUACAAGGAGAGCUUCGAGGUUGUUAACGCUGUUGUCAAUCCGGUGUUUGUUUUCGAUUAUUAAAGUUUAUUUACGGAA